CCAGAAGAGGACGCAAGUCUCCUUCUCUGUCCCCCAGAAGAGGACGCAAGUCUCCUUCUCUGUCCCCCAGAAGAGGACGCAAGUCUCCUUCUCUGUCCCCCAGAAGAGGACGCAAGUCUCCUUCUCUGUCCCCCAAGAGGGGACGGAAGUCCCCUUCUCUAUCUCCCAAGAGAGGAUGCAAGUCCCCUAAGAGAGGACAUAAUUCCCCUUCUCUGUCCCCUAAGAGACGACGUAUGUCUCCUUCUCUGUCCCCCAGGAGAGGACACAAGUCUCCUUUGUCCCCUUGGAGAGGAUGCAAGUCUCCUUCUGUGUCCCCUAGAAGAAGACGCAAAUUGUCUCCUUUGUCCCCUAGAAGAGGACGCAAGUUGUCUCCUUUGUCCCCUAGAAGAGGACGCAAGUUGUCUCCUUUGUCCCCUAGAAGAGGACGCAAGUUGUCUCCUUUGUCCCCUAGAAGAGGACGCAAGUUGUCCCCUUCUCUGUCCCCUAGAAGAGGACGCAAGUUGUCCCCUUCUCUGUCCCCUAGGAGAGGACGAAAGUUGUCCCCUUCUCUGUCCCCUAGGAGAGGACGCAAGUUGUCCCCGUCUCUGUCCCCUAGGAGAGGACGCAAGUUGUCCCCGUCUCUGUCCCCUAGGAGAGGACGCAAGUCGUCCCCGUCUCUGUCCCCUAGGAGAGGACGCAAGUCAUCUCCUCUGUCCCCUAGGAGAGGACGCAAGUCAUCUCCUCUGUCCCCUAGGAGAGGACGCAAGUCCUCUCCUCUGUCCCCUAGGAGAGGACGCAAGUCCUCUCCUCUGUCCCCUAGGAGAGGACGCAAGUCAUCUCCUCUGUCCCCUAGGAGAGGACGCAAGUCAUCUCCUCUGUCCCCUAGGAGAGGACGCAAGUCAUCUCCUCUGUCCCCUAGGAGAGGACGCAAGUCAUCUCCUCUGUCCCCUAGGAGAGGACGCAAACCGUCUCCUCUGUCCCCUAGGAGAGGACGCAAACCGUCUCCGUCUCCCAGACGAGGGCGGCGGUCUGAGUCCAGGCCACGUGGCUCUGUCAGGAGGUCGAGGACCAGAACCCCUCCUCCUCGUCGUGGUAGACGUCCGUGGUCCCGCUCUCCUGUGAGGCCGACUUGCCGCUCACGCUCUAGAUCUAGACGGCUCCAUCGCUCCCGGUCGCUGAGGAGAGGCCGGCGUUCCCAGAGCAGCUCCCUGUCUCGCAGGAAGAGGUCCCCCCCAAGGACACGACGGUCCCGGUCUCCGGUCAGGAGAGGCAGGCGGACUCGCUCCCGCUCCGUCGUGAUCCUGAAGAGGAACAGGAAAGGCUCACGGUCCAAAUCCCCACGGGGCAAGGACAACAAGUCCCGCUCCAGGAGCCACAGGAUAUCCAGGUCACCAGUUAAGAAAAUACGUUCUAGAUCACCGAAGCAGAGCAGGACAAAGUCCAGAUCCCCAGGACUCAGUAAACCAUCAACAUCACGAUCACUAUCGCCACGUAACCGGUCCAAGUCUCAUACUCCUAAAUCCAAAUCCCAGAAAAGAAACAAGCGUUCAAUGUCAAAAUCGCCCAUCAGUGACAAAUCCAAGUCUGUCUCAAGCGACAGGCAAUCUGAGAGCGUAUCCCCAGAACGCUCAAGAUCCAGGUCUACUGCCAAGGACAUAAAGUCUCCGAAAAUGGCUGACAAGCAUACUACAGACACGACUGUGAAUAAUGAAGCGUCUACUAAGCCUGUUGCGGAAGCUGUAGCAGCAGCUGCAGCAGAGCCCUGGAAGCCCCUCGCUUUGGCUGCUGCCUCCAAAUCUACCACACAGGGCAAGCCAGUGGCUGGGCAGGCUGAAGAGAGCAGCUCUGAGAUUCCAUCUGAAGACCAUGACUCAGCAGCAGAAGAGCCAAAGGGGGAAAGAAGCCCAACAAGCUCCUCUGAAGAAGAGCCAGAUGAGCAUGCUACCUCCAGGUCUGUUUCACCAGAGACCGUUCCUGCUGAUCGCCGCUCCAGGUCCUCACCUUCUAAAUCUCCCAUUAAGAAGACAUCCCCAAAACAACGGCAGUCCUCAACGUCAGCGUCUCCUACCAGGAAGUCCCGAUCACCUGCCGGCAGGAAGAUGUCCACCUCUCCCUCACGGAGGCGCUCCCGGUCCAAGUCCAUCUCUCCCUCUCAGUCCAAGUCUGCCUCCAGAAGGAGACGUUCCAAGUCCCCAGCCAGAAAAAGGAAGUCUGUCUCCCCGCCUGCCAGACGGAAGAAGAGGUCUAAGUCCAGAAGUCCUGCCCGGCGCAGGAGAUCACGCUCUAAGUCACCGGCACGGCGCAGGAAGUCACGUUCCAAGUCCAGAACCAGGACCAAGCGCUCAAAGUCCCGCUCUCCGGCAAGAAGGAAGAGGUCCAAGUCAGCAGACAGGAGCAAACGCUCCAAGUCUCGUUCUCCAGGCCGGAGGAGAAGGUCCCGCUCCGGGUCGCGGCGGCGCCGGCCCGUCAUGCGGAAUCGCUCGUUUGACCGACGCGACCGAUGGAAACGGGAACCAAGCCACUCGCCAAUCCUCAUCCUCCGCAAGCGCCGUUCCACAUCUCGAGGCCGCCGCAGUGCCAGCAAGACCCCUCCUCGUCUCACUGAGCUGGACAAAGACCAGCUCCUGGAGAUAGCGAAGGCCAAUGCAGCAGCCAUGUGUGCUAAAGCAGGUGUGCCCAUCCCAGAGAGUCUGAGACCCAAGGCCAUCCUCCAGCUGCCCCUGCCCAACCCAGCCCCAACUCCCCUGAAUCUGCCUCUUCCCCUGCCGUUGCCUCUCAACAUGCCCGGCAUGGGCAUGCCCAAUAUGCCCAACAUGCACAACAUGCACAUGCCCAACAUGCACAUGCCCAACAUGCACAUGCCCAACAUGAACAUGCCCAACAUGAACAUGCCCAACAUGAACAUGCCCAACAUGAACAUGCAUAUGCCCAAUAUGAAUAUGCCCAAUAUUAAUAUGUCCAAUAUUAAUAUGUCCAAUAUGGGCAAUAUGUCCAAUAUGGCCAUGAGUGCUGCCAUGGCCAGUAUGACAGCUGCCACCAUGACUGCAGCCCUCACCAACAUGGCCCAGAUGUCAAACAUGCCCCAGAUGGCCCCCCUCCCCACCAUCACCAACAAGCCCCAGAUGGCCCCCCUCCCCACCAUCACCAACAAGCCCCCUCCUAGCCAGGCUCCCCAAACAACCCUUCCCCCCCUCAACCUGGACCACAUAGAGGAGGUGAAGAGGAAGGUGACUCAGCAGGCCAACAUCUACAGCAUCAAGGAGCUCACUGAGAAAUGUAAGAUGAUCGCAGCGAGUAAAGAGGAGAUGGCCAUAGCGAAGCCACACGUGUCUGAUGACGAGGAUGAGGACAGGAAGCCUCGCGGCAAGAGCUUCCUCAGUUAACUUCUAUUUGGGGCGCAUCACAUGAGGCGAGAGGCUCCCCAUAGAAACAUCACCGGCGGACUGAAGUGCGGGUUGUUGUGGUUACAGAGAAGGAACAGUAUCAGAUACUGCCAGCCCCUUUUCCCUGGACAAUCAUUCCCUCCCCCAGCAUCAGUGCUCUAGCUGUCUGGGUUUCCACUAGCUUCCAAAGCCACAGUCAGAUUCCACAGCUACAAAGUCAAAAUUGGCUACAAGAAUUAGCUUUUUGGUCUUCAUUUAGGGUUAGGCAUAAGGUUAGCAGUGUGGUUAAGGUUAGGAAUAGGUUUCAGUUAACAUUUUACGAAGAUCAAUUGUAUAAAUGGGUGGGGUUUAGCCAUAAUUAUGACUUUGAGGCUAUGGAUGCUAGUGAUGACAGAUUGGAGUGUACAGUGUGGUUACUCCUAGCUUCUACACGUUGGUCAGACAGAGCUCUGGACAAUGACUGAAGAUAAAUGAAAGAAGGAACACACUUUCAAAGUUUUGUCGACCCUUUCUAAUGUUAAACUUUUCUGUUUAUUUUUUGUGUUCAGUGAUUAAAUUACCAGCUCACGGUUCCUUUAGUGACAUUUUAACCUGUAAUUGAGUGAACUGCUAGGACUGCCCUCGGCGCUCGCACACACAGAUUUCAGUAAUAUGAUGGUCAGCUGUGUCUGUAGUGACGGGCAGACCGACCAGGUGUCUCCAUUGAGAAGACAAACUGAUCAGGGCUUUGGAGGAUCCACUCUUAAUGUUUUGUCACUUCUAGUAUUUCUCUGGUGUUUUUCUGUUAAAUUCCUAAUGUAAUCUUUAGCUAUUUUAAUGACUUAAAAUACAUUUUAGGAUUUCCUUGGUCAGUAGGAUAUUAUUUGGCUGGCUUUGUACAUAAUGUAUUGACGAUUAUUAAAGGAAACCAGAAAAUUA
Messenger RNA from Coregonus clupeaformis (lake whitefish), 4280 nucleotides. Its product is annotated as serine/arginine repetitive matrix protein 2-like. The record is from RefSeq and is a predicted model, not a curated record. Bases 234 to 3362 code for a protein of 1042 amino acids. Gene Ontology annotation, molecular function: RNA binding. Lineage: Eukaryota; Metazoa; Chordata; Actinopteri; Salmoniformes; Salmonidae. Gene Ontology annotation, biological process: regulation of mRNA splicing, via spliceosome; regulation of cell cycle. The transcript is spliced from 4 exons.